CAGAAACUGAAGCAUUAAUUGUUAGAGGAACUCUGAAAACAGGGUACUUACUCUGUAAUUUGCUGCAGCAACCUCGAAGCUAGUUCAAACUAGUGGGAGGUUGUGUGCAUCGUAGCGCACACAACACGAAAUCGAAAUCGAAAUCAUCAUCACCACAUUGAUCAAUCAAUAUUCAUUCGAUCAUCAAGAAUGGCUCGUGGAAAGGUUCAGCUGAGGCGAAUUGAGAACCCGGUGCAUAGGCAAGUUACCUUCUGCAAGCGGCGAGCAGGGCUUCUGAAGAAGGCUAAGGAGCUUUCUGUGCUGUGUGAUGCUGAAAUUGGCCUUGUCAUUUUCUCCGCGCAAGGAAAGCUCUAUGAACUCACCACCAAAGGAACUAUGCAAGGGCUCAUAGAGAGGUACAUGAAUUACACACGAGAGGCUGAACCUGAAGCAGUCACUCAAGCGCGUCCUCUGGAUGCUAAAGAGGAAACCAAUGUGCUAAAACAAGAAAUCGACAAAUUGCAAAAGGGUAUCAGGUAUUUGUUUGGAGGAGGAUUGGGGACAAUGAAAAUGGAUGAAUUACACGUGCUGGAAAAGAAUCUUGAAACUUGGAUUUAUCAUGUUCGCUCCAUGAAGAUGAACAUCAUGUUACAAGAAAUUCAAGCUUUGAGAGAUAAGGAGGGAACACUUAAGGCGGCAAAUAAAUAUCUUCAUGACAUGGUUGUGGAGAAUACUUCAGUUACUAACUUUGAUCCAUUUGCUACUGAUCCUUUAUACCCACUAAUUAUACAAGAUGGGGGUUUUCAGUUCUAGGAGAAUUAACAUUUUAUAUCUUCUAAUAAGGGGGGAAAUGACAAUUAUGUUGGAUUGUAAAAUAUUAAAUAUGAUACGAAGUAUGAUCUAUGUCCUACAAAUAAUUUGUGUGGUUUGGAAUAAGGUGUGACAUUAAUGUAUGAUUCCAAUACUUUUUGGAAUAAAUUUGAAAUUUUAAAGUAAUAAAUGCUUGGUUUGAUGCUA
Messenger RNA from Lotus japonicus, 996 nucleotides. RefSeq names its product agamous-like MADS-box protein AGL12. The transcript is spliced from 7 exons. Gene Ontology annotation, cellular component: nucleus. Gene Ontology annotation, biological process: positive regulation of transcription by RNA polymerase II. NCBI's taxonomy places the organism in Eukaryota, Viridiplantae, Streptophyta, Magnoliopsida, Fabales, Fabaceae. The record is from RefSeq and is a predicted model, not a curated record. Bases 190 to 792 code for a protein of 200 amino acids. Gene Ontology annotation, molecular function: protein dimerization activity; RNA polymerase II cis-regulatory region sequence-specific DNA binding; DNA-binding transcription factor activity, RNA polymerase II-specific.